UCAAAUCAAAUAAAUUCCUUGAUGUGGCUAUUUGAUUGGUUAUGGCAGCUUUAAAGAAUCCAUUGCUAUCAUAUGAAUAGUCUUCUAAAAGAGGGAUGUAGAAAUUACUAUGAUACUGAGAUGACAAAAUAAAAUGAAUUUUCAGACACAGCUUUCUGGAAAAUGAGCGGUCAGUUAUGGACCCAUGCACAAUAAUUCUAAGAUUUUAGAUUCAAAAAGUAUUAAGUUCAUCGCCUCGUACUUUACAUCGUAACAUCGCGGCAUUCAUGUUGAUAGGCAUGAUGCAUUUUAUAACGAAACUAAGAGAUGUACAAAAUGUUAUUAUUUGAACAUCUUCGAAUCAAAGAACAGUAAACAACAAUACAUUGUUGGAAUCUGAAACCACUGAAAACAAACAUAGCUCGGCGAUUUCGCCCAGUCAACUGAAAUAUUGUUCAGAGUUCUUUGGUCAAUUAAUUUUCUUAUUUCAGUCAUUGUCUCUCGAAUCAUAUAUUUAAUUUUCUAUAAGAUUUUUUUUUACAUCAAAAUGCAUUUUUCGGUGAAUAUCAUUCCAAUGGUUUCUAAAACCUAAAUAAAAAAAUUUUAAUUUUCGUAUCGACAAUAAGAUUUCUGCAAAACUUUGAAAUUUAGUUAGGAAAAGAAAUAAUAACAAAGUUUGUCUGGACAUGGAGUACAAUUUAUCCAGUAGCAAGAAGCAGUCUAAGAUUUCUGGCAGGUCUUUCGUGGGCAUCGCGGUGGCACUCGCGGACGCUGCCGCCCAAACAGGAGUCAUUAUGCAAUUCUACUAUGGAAACAUGUUUCCCUUCUAUAUCUACAGAUACACCUAUCAGUCCUCCUCUGCCGAGAUGGUGUCCUACUCCGUCUUCAGAUCCCUCUUCCUUUUCCUCGUCUCCAUUCUCACUCUCGCAGACUCCCAGGAGUAUCCGAAGAGGUUCCGAGAGCUGAACCACUUUGUACUCAUCAUUAAUGGCGUCUUGGCUAUUUCAGUUGUGGCGAAGAUCUUGGUGUUCUACGGGUCGGCAGCAUAUGUUUCGUGGCUAUUCUGGGAGAGCUGUGUCGUGUGUGUGUCAUUCUCAGUUAUUCACCCAAUUACAUGGCGAUAUGUGACCAACAUAGACAAGGCACAAGAGAAGAAGAAGCAGAAUGCAGACCAGCUCAGAAGGUCUUCUAUGGACAGGGCCAUGACUCUCAUCGACGACAGCAGGACUGCCAGUUUCGCCGAUAGUGGCCGAAUGAGUUUCGCAGAAAUACGAAGCGCAAAGGUGGAAAAACUGCUGAAGAAGAAGGAAAACUGGGAGUUCUUCAAAGCCAAGAAACUGGUCGACCUCAGUUGGUCAGGCACCCUGCUGUUUCUCAUUGGCUUCUUCAGUUCAGUGGCCUCGGGAAUUGUGGAGAUUUUUAUCCCCUACUGUCAGGCGAAAAUUGUGGGAAUUGUGGUAUCAACAAGGCCUUUAGACUUGAACGUGAGUGGGGUUAAUCCGAAGUACGUUCACUUCGUGAUAGCGGUGGGACUGCUGAUGCUGGCCAAGAGUGUCCUCAUACUUCUGAGCAGCGCAUUCCUCUCCAGAGCCAAGGACAGGCUGGAGUACAAGAUACAAAGUGUACUCUUCAGCAAACUACUUCUCGAGAAGCAGCCGUUCUUUGACAGGAGGAGCAACGAGAGCAUCAUGCAGAGGAUCACGGGGGAUGUGGAGAGCACUGCCUCCAUCAUCACCCACUCCUUCACCACCUUCGUCAGGUGCACAGUGAAGAGCAUCGUCGUCUUCAUGUUCCUCGUCGUAUCCGUAUGUUGGGAGUUGUCAUUUGUGAUGUUGUGUGCGGUGCCUGUGCUUAUUUAUAUCACCAUCAACUACACGUACAAAGUGAACGAAUUGAGGGAGGAGAUAGACGUCAACAUCGACGAUGGAUUCGAACAAGUCUCAGAGUGCUUCAGGAAGAUAAAGACUUUGAAGCAGUUCCGCACUGAGAAGUUGGAGUCUGGUCUGUUCACGAGGCGUCUCAAGGACAUCGACAGACACAAGAAGAGUCUCAGCUACAGAAUAGGACUAUUCAAGGGAUCUCUCAGUUUCAUACAGGUUGCCCUUCUGUUCACUAUCCUGGUGUAUGGUGGCCAUCUGGUGAUGAAUGACCUCGUGGACGGAGAGUCCUUCCUCAUUUUCCUCUUCAUGCACCCGGACAUGAUAGAGGGCAUAGAGGAGAUAGGACGCACAUUCACAGAAAUAGUACAGAGCUACUUGUGGGCCAUGCGUCUCAUGGACACGCUGAACAAACUAUACAACAGCGAAGAAGAGAGGAAGAAGGAGGAGAAAGUGGACCAGAGAGGGGGCUGCAGACCCCGGGGAGGAGGAGGAGACAAGAGGAGAGGAGGAGGAAACAGCAGAGUGGGGCAGUGGGGAAUAGGGGAGAUAAGCGACAGGGCGACCGUAAGACGCCUGAGAGGCGACGGAGAUAUUGAGCUACAAAUAAGAAAGCGAAGAACUUGGCAACGUCUGCAGAUCAGCCCCACCCUCCACAGACCAGAAGAGGUCAGGGGGUCAAUCACAUUCGAGAACGUGCAGUUCGCAUACAGGGUCAAUAAGCCGAAAGGAGGAAACAGCAGUAACACCAGUAUUAAACUGAACAGUGGGGAGAGCUCUAAUGUGCUGCAGGAUAUAUCGUUCUCUGUCGAACCAGGACAGGUGGUGGCGCUGGUAGGUCGAAGUGGCUGUGGAAAAUCAACCUGUCUGAGACUUCUAUCUAGAAUGUACGAGCCCAACUUCGGUCAGAUUCUGCUGGACGGACGUUCGAUCCAAGACUACGAGUCUGGCUUCUUCCACCAGCAGGUGGUGCAUGUAAGCAGUGAAGUGGAACUACUCAAUAGGUCCAUUAAGGAGAAUGUCCAGUAUGGCAUAAUGGGCGCCAGCGAGAUCGAUCUGAUGAAGGCGGCGGAGGACAGCAAUGCGAAGCCGUAUUUGGAGGAGUUCUACUCUGCGUGGGAGGAGACCAAAGUGGCCCACAAGGUCAACUCCAACAAGGAACACAAACUACUCCUGGGAAGGGCACUCAUCAGAAAACCGCAGGUGGUGUUGAUUGAUGAAGUGGCUAUGAGAUUGGACGCUGAAAUUGAAGAACUAUUUGAGAAACAGCUUCUCAGGAGCUCCAGGAGUGACAGCGUGUCAGACAUCAACACAAUCAAAAAUGGCUACCACCCUACCAUCAUGAUCAUAGCACACAAGUUGAGCACCAUUCAAAAGUCAGACAAGAUCAUAGUGUUGGACAACGGCAGAGUAGUGGGGGAGGGAACGCACGAAGAGCUGAUUGGGAAGUGCAGCGUUUACCUGGAGAUAGUGCGGAAACAACUGAAUAUGAUCCACAGUACAGAAAGGAGGAAAAAGUAUAGCAGUAAAAUGCAACCGCAGCUGAGCAGAUCGAAGAGCAGCUUCAAGUCACAGUCCAGUCCUAUUAAACACCUUUAGAGUCCAACUGUCAGAGUGAAAUCCGAGCAAAAUUAAACGGAGAUCCAAAAAAAUUUAACGAAAGCGAAAGGAAGUCGAAAUUUCUCCUGUUUAUAAAUUGAACAAAAACUCUAAAGAUUAGUUUCUCAGCGCAUAAGCGUUCAUUUUGGGAAUUAUAGUUUAGCCUUCAAAAUUAUUGUAAAAACUCCCUGAAACAUAACAUUAAUGGUAGAAACUUAUAAAAACGUCACCAUCGACUUACAACAAAUAUCUGCG
Molecule: messenger RNA, 3710 nt
Organism: Symsagittifera roscoffensis
Lineage: Eukaryota; Metazoa; Xenacoelomorpha; Acoela; Convolutidae
Product: ABC-type oligopeptide transporter ABCB9-like
Exons: 15
Coding region: 666-3455 (929 amino acids)
Biological process (GO): transmembrane transport
Cellular component (GO): membrane
Molecular function (GO): ATP hydrolysis activity; ATP binding; ABC-type oligopeptide transporter activity
Source: RefSeq, a predicted model, not a curated record